AUGGACUCGUCCAGUCUUCUCCAAGUCGGCCUCGCUUCGUCGCUACGCACGGGCCAUUUUCUCGUCGACGCGUGCAUCUGCCUUCUCCUACCCGUUCUCUUUUCGUACCUUGUUGCGUCCGAGUCGUCGUCGUCCUCGUGGGCCGAGUCGUUCGACAAGCUCCUACUGUACCUCGGUGUGUCACCCCGCCGCGUCGUCCGCGUCAUCCAAUCCAAGUUUCGCAUCGGCUCCUAUGGUGAGACCUUUAACGACACGGAACACAGCCAUCUCUUGCAGCGCGCGAUCGCAUACUACGUGAGCGCGACGGUCGACAUGGCGUCGAAGCGCACUGCCCGCCUCGAGCUCGUCACCGGUUUGAACGCUGUGUCUCGGCUCGAGCCCGAGGGGCCACCCAAGAAGCCACGGUCGAUUCGCGACUUGAUGCCCAACCCGGACGUCACGACGCUAGAAAUUCACGCGCGGCCGCCGCUUCGCGAGUGGGUGGACGUGGCGCCCGAGAUUGCACUCUACCACGAGAUUGAAUCGACGCAGCGUCACGGGCAGCUGGACAGCGACGAGAAAUGGACCACCGUGACGUACACGCUUCGGUCGUUCGCGCCCGACGGCGCGGCGCGCAUCAACGCAUUCGUCGACACGGCCUUCACAUCGUACCAAGACGCGAUCGUCGCGCAGAAGCUCCGAGACAGAACGCGCUACAUGUAUGUCGCGGCGCAGACACAUGUGGCAACGACGACGGGCGCCGAGGCGAAAAGCAUCGUACCGCUCUCGUCCUUCAAGCGCUACGCGUUAAGCGACCACAAGACGUUCGACAGCCUCUUCUUCUCUUCGAAGACCACGCUCCUCGAUCUCCUCGACACGUUUACGGCCAAGAGAGGCAAGUAUGCCAUUCCCGGUUUUCCGCACAAGCUCGGGUUUCUGCUCCACGGGCCACCGGGUACGGGCAAGACAAGCCUCAUCAAGGCGAUCGCGCAGCACACGAAGCGCCAUAUCGUCAACAUUUCGCUCGCGAAUAUCAAGACGAACCAAGAGCUCAUGGACUGCAUGCUCGAUUUAAGCAUGAAUGUGCCGGGCGAAGACAUGCCGGUCAAGCUGAGCUACGACAAGGUGGUGUUUGUGAUGGAAGACAUUGACUGCGCGUCCGAGGUCGUUCACGCGCGCAAGGAAUGUGCCGCUACAGUCGAGCCCGCGGUGUCGUUUGGUGGCACGGUGAUCACGCUCGCCCAGCCCCAAGACAAGUUUACGCCCCACGACCAGCUCAACCUCAGCGGCCUCCUCAAUGUCCUCGACGGCGUCGUCGACAUGUCGGGUCGCAUCCUCAUCAUGACGUCCAACCACCCCGAGAAGCUCGACCCGGCGCUCAUUCGCCCUGGCCGCAUCGACGAGCAGCUAUACAUGGGCGCCAUGGACGCUACCCAGGCGUCGCUCAUGGUGCAGCACUACUUUGCGACGACGUUGACGAUAGAUGAGAAGGCUGAGAUUGAAGGCGCCGUCACGACGUGCGCUAUUUCGCCCGCGCAGGUCGAGAACCUCUGUGCCAAGCACCGCGAUCUGCACGAAAUGCUCACGGCGUUGACGGCCCAUGCGGACAUGUCGUUGUAAGGCCAUUUUGUAAUACCGCUAACUCUGUCG
Saprolegnia parasitica CBS 223.65 is the source of this 1629-nucleotide messenger RNA. RefSeq lists its product as hypothetical. Gene Ontology annotation, molecular function: ATP hydrolysis activity; ATP binding. Bases 1 to 1599 code for a protein of 532 amino acids. The transcript has a single exon. Lineage: Eukaryota; Oomycota; Saprolegniomycetes; Saprolegniales; Saprolegniaceae. The record is from RefSeq and is a predicted model, not a curated record.